CUUGUUAAAUAUCUUUUGUUUAGCUUUCGGAAAAUUCAAACAGAAUGCAAAAAUUCGCUUCGGAACAAAAGUAAUUAAAUUUUAGCAGAUAUUGGCAUUUUUAACAAAUUUCAAGCUUGUGAUGACGUCACGGAAAAUGUGCUGACGAAAGCAAAAAUGUAUUGUUGCCAUUUUGUUCUUUUUAUAACGUACUAUAAGUGUGCCAAGUUGAUUCAAUUUUAACAACCCUAUGAAAAGUUAUUGAGGGGGACGGAUUCCGCCCCCCUCCGGUUAUAGUAUGUUCGAAAAACCCUGCACCGAAUAGGGUUAACGCAGGGUCACACAGUUACUUGUGACUUAAUGGCUAGCUGCAUUCCAUCUGUCUGUUUGCGUGCGUCUUACAAAAUACGAACUAUAAUUUUUACCUUACAGAGAAGAUUUUAUUUUAUUAUCCCCUUUUGGCGCAUUUGGGCAUCUGAGAAUUUCUGAAUAAAUUAACCAAUAAGCAAACCUGAAACUUUUUUUGCCGCGUUUUUCUAUUGUUAUGAGGCAGUGUGACAGUCAAUGCAUGAUUCAAUUGUUACAUUUACAUGUCAAAUGUUUAUAUUUUCACAUGAAUUAAGAUUAAAUAAAAUCUAAACUCAUUUCUAAAAAUAACUUAAACUACCCCAAAUUCGUAGAUUCAUAUCUUUACUAAAAACAAACAACCUUCGAGCACAACAAAAAAUUACCAAACAGCAUGAAAUUAAUAUCGAGGUCAUUGAUAAAAGUACAGAAAAUAUUCCUGCGUAAUUAGUGAAAAAUCUUUUUAAUUCAACCUAAGUGGAUUUGCUCAAAACCUUCUUUUCGAACUUCACGCAAAGGACAUGCUGACGUCAAAAAUUGACGCACCGGGCAGAUGGGAACUAUUCCUCAGAUGAUGCAAAGGAAAUAUAUAGGAAAAGUAACGAAAAAACAAGAGUUCAAGGUCUAUAUACUUUACAAAAAAAUGUUAUUCAAAUUAAUAGAAUAAAGAAGGAAAUCAAUUUUAAUAAACAUGAUCUAUAUUCACCUUCAAUAAAAAACGUUCGAUAAAAUUGUUGUUUGCUUUGAUUUAUUAAAGCAACCACUCAGGACAGAUAUAUUUUGCAUUGAGUCAAGUCACAAACUCACAGGGAAUAUUUCCCAGUUUAGCUACUAAAUUAGAUACUCGAUCAACCGAGCAAUACAAUUAUAUGCGAGGACAUUCGAAGUUGAUAUCAAGAGAUACUGUCCUAAUUAGCCAUAAUUCUAUUACAGUAAGUUUGCCUAAUACAAGUCUUACAACAAACGAUAUUAAGUUCGACCGCGUGCUUAUGGAACUUGAUUUAUUACGCUUAACAGAUACCAUUUAACUCCCACUGUAACACAAAACUAGAUUCCUUUAAUUUGAUUUUAACCCUAUUCAGGUCGGAGUCUGAGUGACUCUGUAAAAGAUUGGAGAGAGGGCAAAACAAAAUGCGGGGGCGUAAUAAGGGUGUGAACAUUACGCAACAAAAUGUAAAUGUUAUAUACAUCAUGAAAUGCGCUUAAAAUUCUAAAAGAACGUUUUUAUGAUUAAUUUUUGCAUAAGGGGACUAAGAAUUAUGAACGUAGCCGACCACCACUGAGGGUGCAAUUUUAAAUAAAUUUUAAUAAAUAAAGAAUUUCAUUUGGAGUGAUUUUUAAGUAAAAUAAGCCAGGUAAUCAAAAGUUACAAGGGAAAAACGGAAGAUUGGGUAUUUUGGGUUAAACAACAGUGUGAAUAAAUUUUCUAGUUUUAAGACAUAACAAUAAAAUGAGGCUAUCUUAUAUUGCAAUAUUUUUUUAAAGUGACAAAAAGGGCGUCUUAUGAAAACAUGGUUAGUUUUCUUUAUCUAUAUCGUAAGAAUUAAUUUAAUCGAGACAGCCACUAUAUCUUAUUCAACAUUCCUUGGGAUAUGGAAUUGUUGAUGUUGAUGUUGACUCCAACAUUUUAAUGUAAAUGCAUUUAGUGACGAAAACUAUUUCCUUGAUUUUCUCACUGAAUAUAAACAAGUUGUCACCUCCCCAACUCAUAUAUCAGGUUUACUUAUUGACCAUAGCUAUCUAUAUCCAUGAGAAUGUUCUCAAAACCUUCGUCCUCAAAACGUCGAUAUCAUCCUUGUCCGAUAUCUAUUUUAGUUAGUUUUCUUCUUGAAUUUUUAACCUUGUACUUUGGUUGCAGAUAUUACAUGCAUCGCGUUUUUGUUCUCUGAGAAGAGUCUUGCCAUGUAUGAUGAUGGAGCAAAUCUUCCAGUCAUCGGCUUCUUGUCUUCUGUGCGCUUCUAUUGUAAUGGCUACCCUUUCUUUUAAGUGACUUUUUGGUGAAAUACAAAUCAAGAAUAUGCUUUUUAGGUGCAGGUUGCAAAUAAUAAUCUGGACAGUUCUGGAUGAUGCUGUUGACUCGAUUGCUUGUUGAUGGCAUAUAAAAUCAUAAUCAUCCUCAUGGGAUGAAUGGAUUUGUAGGUGGGAUGGGAAAAGAAAUUGUCUUUUAUUAUGACAUUAUCUGUCCUUAUGCCUAUCUGGCAUCAAAGCUUAUAAAGGAUGUGGCUCAAAGGAAUGGUGCAAAGCUGGUAUGGAGACCUGUAUUAUUGGGUGGAAUUUACAAAAGUACUAAACUUGCGACAACAAAUAUUCCUGAUAACAAAUUAAUAAAAUCUUAUUCAGAUCAGAAAAGAAGGAUUCUUGCACAAGAUUUAGCAAUUCUUUAUGAUCGAUACAAAGUACCAAUUUCAGCAUUUAAAGUUCCUGACAUUCAAACUUUAAAUGCUAUGCGGCUGAUAGCUUCGACACCUAGUGAAUCAGAUGCAGUUCGAGAAAAGUUAACACAUGUAUUGUUCGAUGCAAUUUGGUUACACCAAAAUGAUGUAAGCGAUCUAACGAUCUUACAAGGUAUUGCAGAUUCCGCCUUGUUGAAUUUAAAUGUCAACAAUCUGGUUAAUGACAAGCUGAAUCCUGCUCGAGAGAUUUUAGUGAAAAAUACGGAAGAAGCAGUUAAACGUGGUGCCUUUGGUGUCCCAAGCAUGUGGGUAAAUAACCGACUGUACUUUGGCAGUGAUCGUCUGUUUAUGGUUGAAAAUGAGCUUGGUAACAAAGCUGCUAAACCACACCGUUUACUUUUGAAGAGUAAUGUUGAAAAAGCCAAACUGACAGUAUUUUUAGAUUUCUCCAGUCCAUGGACGUAUUUAGCAAUGAAACAGAUUCCUGCACUAUUAAGAAGUGUUUCUCCGGUAGAGGUUGAUGUUGAGUACGUUCCUGUUGUAGUUGGUGUUAUUUUUCGUGACAUUGGAACUCCCAUGGUUCCUCUGUAUACAAUGGGUGAGAACAAGAGGAAUUACCAGAUUCAAGAUUUUAAUGAUUGGUUAAAAUAUUAUGGCAUAAAAAACUUUCAAUUUUCAAGUCACUUCCCACUGCGAACUUUGCUACCACUUCGCGUCUCCAUAGUAAAUCCAGAGUUCAAAAUGAUGGAGAAUAUAAUGGAUGCUAUAUGGUGCGAAAAUAAAAACGUAUCGGAUGAACAGGUGCUUAGUGAGAUUUUGUCUUCCUCUGGAUACGACGCGCAGCAGCUUUUGAAAGACGCUCAAGCUGAUGAAAUCAAACUGAAACUACGACAAAACACCCAACGGGGAUUGGACGCCGGUAUAUGUGGUGUUCCUAGUUUUCAAAUUAAUGAUGGUCCGGUUGUUUUUGGACAAGAUCGAAUGAACGUUCUGGCGGAUAUGUUGCUGGGUUGGAAGUUUGGAUUAAAAGAAAAACUUCAAGGAAGUAAAUUAUAAAGAAGAUGAUUGGAAAAUGAAUCACUAACAUUGGUGAUAUUGCAAUGUCAUAAGGAACUUGUAACAUCCUGGAAGAUUUUAUCCGAGCGGUUACUGUAACUAUAAUACAAUAACGCCAGGAUGGGUAAAGCGAUUCGCUUUUCGGCCACAUAAAGCAAUUAUCGUCAGCUCCAAAUGGGUUUAAGGGGUUACAUUUUGGCGAGUAUUUAAUUUGGCGAAUGACCAAAAUCGAAUAUGUGGCGGGGGAUUUAAUUUGACGAAUGAUCAAUUUUAUAAAAUUUGGCGAGUAUUUAAUUUCGCCGAUACAAAAAAAUGUUUAUUUUAGCGGGGAUUUAUUUUGGCGAAUGACACAAAAAAAUGAAUUUUUAUGUCUUGGUAUGUUUUAUAAAAAAUAAGAAUAAACGUAUAUAUAAACGCAAGAUUUGUUAUAGAGUUAAAAAUUUAUACUUUAAAACUUGUUGUGAAUAUAAAAAAAAGUUUGUUUUUUGGGGGAAAAACAUUUUUCUUUUCUAAAUUAAAAAAAAACUUUAAUUUAGCAGGGAUUAAAUUUGGCGAACGGUAAAUUAUGUUAAAUUUGGGGAAUAUUUAAUUUGGCGAAUGGUCAGUUAUCAAAAUUUUGGCGGGUAUUAAAUUUGGCAAAUUUCGCCAAAUAUAAUCUUCGCCAAAAUUUAUCCACUUAAGGUAUAAGAUCUCCUUCAGGAAUUUAAGAUAUUAGCUUUUAUAAAAACAUGGCGAAAAUGGUGCUGUCAACUUCCACAGAAAAAGUGUUUUUAAUUUAUACGUAGGCACAUUUGGGCUCUUUAUAAAGAGCUUUAUCAAGUCAGCAGAAGAGGAAUCACGACGUAGGAAUCAUUUGCGAAUUUCAAUUGUCUUAAAUAUCAUGUUUUGGCAAAUUUCCGGAAAAAAUCAAUUCAAAGUGAUUUUAUUGGAUCAUUUUCUGAAUUAUUGUUUCGAUAGUUAUUCGCAUGAUUUCUAAAUCGUAAUAAUAAUUAUUUAGAGAAACAUAAAUAUAAUAUAUAAGCAAAAACAAUUUGAUAUAAAAACUUUCUUAUUUCUCCACAAUUUAAAAACAAUUUACCUUGAAAUUUGGCUAAAAGAAUCCUCCCGCUUACUAUCGUCUUCAAAUGUGUUUUAAAAGUAAAAUUUAUAUUUAGAUGUGGAACACACAGCUUCUAGUUUCGGCUGAAAGCUCGUAAAAAUUUCUGAUCUUCUGAGAUUUAAUUGAACAUAAUAUGCGUGUCUCAGACGCGGUUAGUAAAAAUUGACGCUUAAUCCGCUACUUUAAAUAAUUGCAUAGCUCAGGUUUAAAAAAGAUCUCUUUUUGAUCUUCUUUGUCAUGUAAAUACUUAUAUUUUUAUUCUUCGUUAUGCUAAUAAAUAUAUCAUUUUUUAGCCA
This is a messenger RNA of Hydractinia symbiolongicarpus, 5168 nucleotides long. RefSeq lists its product as uncharacterized. Gene Ontology annotation, molecular function: glutathione transferase activity; glutathione peroxidase activity. Bases 2448 to 3773 code for a protein of 441 amino acids. Lineage: Eukaryota; Metazoa; Cnidaria; Hydrozoa; Anthoathecata; Hydractiniidae. Gene Ontology annotation, biological process: glutathione metabolic process. The transcript has 11 exons. The record is from RefSeq and is a predicted model, not a curated record. Gene Ontology annotation, cellular component: peroxisome; mitochondrion.